GCAGAGGGGGGUGGUCACCAUGCACAGCUCCCGCGGUCUCCUGGCGCUCCUGCCGCCGCUGCUCUUCCUGGUGGCCACCACCGGCCCCGCCAGAGCCCUCAGUGACGACGAGAGACGUGUGAUGGUGGAGCUGCACAACUUCUACCGUGCCCAGGUGUCCCCAUCGGCCGCCAACAUGCUGCAAAUGCGGUGGGACGAGGAGCUGGCGGCCUUCGCCAAGGCCUACGCUCAGCAGUGCGUGUGGGGCCACAACAAGGAGCGCGGGCGGCGCGGGGAGAACCUGUUCGCCAUCACGGACGAGGGCGUGGACGUGCCGCUGGCGGUGGAGGAGUGGCACCUGGAGCGCGAGCACUACAACCUCAGCGCCGCCACCUGCGACCCGGGCCAGAUGUGCGGCCACUACACGCAGGUGGUCUGGGCCAAGACAGAGAAGAUUGGCUGUGGCUCCCACUUCUGUGAGAAGCUCCAGGGCGUUGAGGAGACCAAUAUCCAUUUACUGGUUUGCAACUAUGAGCCCCCGGGGAACGUGAAGGGGCAGAGGCCCUACCAGGAGGGGACUCCGUGUUCUCAGUGUCCCUCCGGCUACCAAUGCGAGAACUCUCUCUGCGAACCCAUCAAAGGCCCAGAGGAGGCUCCGGAGUUGCCACACCUGGUAACCGAGACCCCGUCUUCCCUGGCGACUGAAGCCUCAGGCUCUAGGAAAGAGGGUGUCUCUUCUUCCCUAACAACAGAAAUUCUAUCCUUCAUGAUGGUCACAGAGGUCUCAGACUUCCUGGCAACCAAGGCUCUACCCGAUGUAGAGUCCAAGGCCCCAUCUGCCUUAGCAACGGAAGGCCCCCCCUCCGUGGCAACCGAGACUCCACUUUCAUUAACAACUGAGGUACCUUUGUAUUUGCAAACUUACAGUCUGUUCUUGGAUGAGGAGCCAACUACCUCCCCCAAAUCCACCCAUGAUCCCAUCCUAAAAUCGGGAGACAGAGAGGCCAGCAAGACAAGCAUGCCCUCCAGGAGCCCAGAGAUUUCUCCGCACCUCAAGGUGUCCCUAACAGGGAAUCAAGAGCCGCUGCCCCACUCCCAGGAGGAGGGUGAGGCUGAGGCCAAGUUGCCUUCUUCCAGUAAGGUCUUGGCCUCAGUUUUUCCAGCCCAGGAUGAGCCAGGUGAGCUGCAGCCCACACUGGACCGUAUGGGGCACACCUUCCCCGCGUCCCUGCCCAAUCUUCCCAGUACACCCGCCACCGCUAAAGCCAUGGGUGGACGAACACUGGCCCGGCAGUUGUCCUUGCAAGGUGCAGAGGCCCUUGAAAAGCCUGAAAUCCAUUCAGGGCUGAGCUCGGGCCCUGGUCACAUUGGGGGCCCUCUCCUGUGUCUGCUGCUACUGCCUUCCCUGGUGUUGGCUGGAAUCUUCUGAAGGGGUCACCGUUCAAAGGCAAGGCCUGGUGGGGGGACCCUGGCCUCAUGCCCACUCUGGAUUGUCUUUUUCCAAGUGAGAGGUCACAGCUUCCUGGGCAGGUCCUGUUCUGUGGCCCAGCAGCCCCCUUCCCCCCAGCUUCUGGCCAGACUCCAGGCCUGUGCCAAUCGCUGGCACUGUCCCAGAAGUACCUCUGCUUCUGGGCUGGUCCACCCCUCAGCGACUGCAGACUGAGUAGUGAUCCUGUGGCCGUGCUCCUGUUCUUUUAGGGACAGAAUAUCUCAGGGCUUCCCAGGAGCCCCUCGGCAUCUCCCAGUCUCCUGGCAUCUUGAGGCAUCUGAGUCCCAGGCUGUUCCCGGGUGUGCCUCCUGCCUUCCCAGGGUGAGGGUUAGCUGUCCUUCUGCCAUCUCCCCAACCCUGUCUCUGGCCUCCCAGAUUAGACGCUUCUUGGGCUGAAGGCCCUGGAAGGAAAAGGCUGCAGGGCAUAUGUCUUUCCCAGACAUCUUGGUCUGGGUGGCCAGCUCAGGUUGCCACCGGUUGACUGCAUAUUUGGCCCGGACCUCUCCUGCCCCUCCUAUGGCAGUUCGGGGUGGGGGAUUCUGGGGAGAUCCCUGCUGCCUGGCCUGGGGCCAGCUGCCUAUGCAAGGUAGAGGGUUCUCCCUGAGUGACCUUCCUCUCCCUACUCACUGUGUAACUGGCAGGGCUGGGGUGGGUGUGAGGGGCAGACGGACAAGCCCCACCUGGUGGGGUUCUAGGGGUGGGGCAGGCAGAGACCAGGGGAGGGAAGCAGCUCCCUGACUCCUGAAUAAGCGCCUGUGUAAGAGUACCCAGUCUCCAUGAUUGCGAGGGGUGGGCAGCCCUGAUGAAGCUCGACACUUCCCCCACCAACCUGUGGCACCUGUUCCUUCUCUCACACCCCUCCGUCCUCAAAUACUUCAUUUAGUUCUUUGGGGGCCCUUCCUUCCAUUCAUAUAACACCCCCCCCAAAAUCUUCAGGUUGCUGACAGGGAGGGUAAAGGGCCAAGGAAGGGCCAAGGGUGCUGGGCUGACUCUCUCAGCUCAGGAGUCACCAGUGGGGCCUAGUUGGGUUUGGUGCCCAGGCUCAAGGAGUGGCAUGCAACCUCUUCACUGGGGUGCUGCUACCCAGGCCCACCUGGGACACAGUGUCAGAUAUGUAGCUCAUGCCAACCCUUAGAGAUUGGAGGAGUCCUGAGAAAGGUUCUGGAGUCCCAGACAGCACAACGGAAUUGUCCAGAAGCGGUGUGUGUGUGCGUGUGUGUGGUCAGCAGUAGUAAACAACUGAGGGCAACUUGGGACCAAGCUGAGGUUGGUGAGGGGCGGAGCAACUGUCUCCAGGCCAAAGUCAGGCCAGGGAUGUGUGCCUUCCAUAUAUGUAUAAUAUGAUAUAAUGUAUCUCUAUUAAGAUAUGUCACAUAAUAUAAAAUUACACAUUUAAAUUGUACCACUCAAUGGUUUUAAGUGUGCAGCCAUCACCAUGGCAAAUUAUAAAACAUUUUCGUCACCCUGACAAGAAACCCAAUAUCCAUUAUGAGUCACUUCCCUUUUCCCUCCAACUACCCCCAACCCUAAACCACCACUGAACUAUUGUCUCUUCUGGGCAUUUUGUAUAAAUAAAGUCACAAUAUGUGGCUUUUUGUGUCUGACUUUUUUCACUUAGCAUACUGUUUUCAAGGUUCAUCCAUGUUG
Molecule: messenger RNA, 3115 nt
Organism: Molossus molossus (Pallas's mastiff bat)
Lineage: Eukaryota; Metazoa; Chordata; Mammalia; Chiroptera; Molossidae
Gene: PI16
Product: peptidase inhibitor 16
Exons: 6
Coding region: 20-1408 (462 amino acids)
Cellular component (GO): extracellular region
Source: RefSeq, a predicted model, not a curated record